AUGCCGAACACAAGAAGAAAGCGACAAGAGGAUGUGCCUGUGGAGGUCACUGAUACUUCAUCAGAAGUAGAAGCCUUAAGAAAUGAGAUACGGCAAAUCAAAGCAGAGAGGAUUCUGAAAACUGUGAUACCACUUCCUCGGCAAAACUCAUUUGAUGGAACAUCAUCACUACUUGCGUUCAAAAAUCAAUUUGAGACUCUCGCAUUUUCAAGUGGAUGGAACUCAGAAGAAAAACGAAUAAGGCUUGCGUCAGCUCUACAAGGGGAGGCAGCCGAAUAUAUAUUCGAAUUGCCAAGCUUUAAUGAACUGACUUAUGACGAGCUCAUGACUAGUCUGCUGCGACGCUUCGGAGACCGUCGUCGUGCUGCGUCAUACCUGGCGAAAUUGGAGUCAAGAAAAUUGGAAAGGACUGAAUCCAUUGCCGAAUAUGUAGCCGACAUACGCACAUUGACAAAUAAAGGCUACCCAAGAGCAGACGCUGUGACAAGAGAGUCGAUCGCCAUUCGGCAUUUUGUGAAAGGGUUGAAUGAUCAACAUUUAACAAUAACUGUGGGGAUGAAAGAGCCUGCAUCACUAGAAGAAGCCAUGGACAUUGUUGAAAUGUAUAGGAGUUUGAAGGAGGAAGAAAUGAGCAGUACAGGAUCAAGAAUUCGACAAGUAACUGCAUCAAGCCCGGUGACGGAGGAGCGUCUCAAUGCAUUCGGGGAAAAGCUGACGUCAGAAUUGUCACAGAAAGUAAGUGAACUUGCUAACGUAUUAUCAAACAUCUGUACAGACAUUCAAGGACGCCAGUAUGGUGCUCAUACUCGUGGUCGUGGAAGAAGUCGCGGACGUGGGCAUGGGAGAAAUGUGAACUACGGUCGAAAUAAAGAUCACAUUACAUGCUACAACUGUGGUGUUCAAGGACAUUUCGCGCGGGAAUGUAGCCAACCUGAACAACCAUUCAAGGUGAGUGGACAACAACAAAGCCAAUCUUCGAUGUCGGGAAACUAG
Messenger RNA from Lytechinus pictus (painted urchin), 993 nucleotides. Its product is annotated as paraneoplastic antigen Ma3-like. The record is from RefSeq and is a predicted model, not a curated record. NCBI's taxonomy places the organism in Eukaryota, Metazoa, Echinodermata, Echinoidea, Temnopleuroida, Toxopneustidae. Gene Ontology annotation, molecular function: zinc ion binding; nucleic acid binding. Bases 1 to 993 code for a protein of 330 amino acids. The transcript has a single exon.